Messenger RNA from Dunckerocampus dactyliophorus (ringed pipefish), 2834 nucleotides. It is a transcript of the gene slc13a2, whose product is annotated as solute carrier family 13 member 2. NCBI's taxonomy places the organism in Eukaryota, Metazoa, Chordata, Actinopteri, Syngnathiformes, Syngnathidae. Bases 139 to 1905 code for a protein of 588 amino acids. The record is from RefSeq and is a predicted model, not a curated record. Gene Ontology annotation, cellular component: membrane. Gene Ontology annotation, molecular function: transmembrane transporter activity. Gene Ontology annotation, biological process: monoatomic anion transmembrane transport. The transcript has 13 exons.
UCUCUGCUUUCACCUUAGUGUGCAGCUGACCUUACCAUCUGAGUGCACUGCACUGAGUGCACUGGAAGCUGCUAGCGAUCAUACAUGCUGAAUGGAGGCUGAAGUUACGCGGCUGUAAGGGUGCCUGGAAUACUGUAAAUGAAUCUUUGGUUCGUGGAGGACGAGGAGGAGGAAUAUGUUUUAACAAGGAUACAAAAACACUACAGUCUAACUGCGCCAGGACAAGCCACGAUCAGAGGAGAGGCACGUUGCGGAUAUGUCAUCCUCCUGAUGGCGCUCUACUGGUGCACCGAGUGUUUGCCUCUGGCAGUGACGGCCAUGUUGCCCGUGGUCCUCUUCCCCAUGAUGGGCAUCAUGCAGGCUGGACAGGUCAGCAUCGAAUACCUGAAAGACACCAACAUGCUUUUCAUUGGUGGAAUGCUGGUGGCCAUCGCGGUGGAGCAGUGGAACCUCCACAAGCGCAUCGCUCUCCGUGUUCUGCUGCUGGUGGGCGUCCGGCCAGCCCUGCUGAUGAUGGGCUUCAUGAUGGUGACGUCUUUCCUUUCCAUGUGGAUCAGCAACACAGCCACUACCGCCAUGAUGCUGCCCAUCGCCCACGCCGUGCUACUGCAGCUGAAGGCCACAGAGCUUCGGGCUGAGCGCCAUGACCUGCGGGCUGAAGAGAACCGUGCCUUUGAGCUGGAGACCUCGGCACCAAAGCAGGAAGUGACAGAGCAGAAGCAGAGGGAUGCCACGCAGGAUGACGCCAUGCGUGAAGUGGACAGCAUCCCAGAGCCACAGCAGGAGCCCAGCAGGACGUUGGCGGAGGAACAGUAUGAGCAGCUGUCCAAAGGAAUGAGUCUCAGUGUUUGUUACUCGGCCAGCAUCGGAGGCACCGCCACGCUGACUGGAACCACACCCAACCUCAUCCUGAAGGGUCAAGUUGACAAGCUCUUUCCCGGUAACAAUGACGUCAUCAACUUCGCCAGCUGGUUUGGUUUUGCCUUCCCCAACAUGUUUCUGAUGCUGGUUCUGUCCUGGCUAUGGCUGCAGUUCAUGUUCCUGGGCUUCAACCUCCGGCAGACGUUCGGCUGUGGCGCAGCAAGCGAGCGAGACCGGGAGGCCUACGCUGUCAUGAAGGAGGAGUACAGGAAGUUGGGCAGAUUGAAGUUCGCAGAGGGGGCAGUGCUUACCGUCUUUGUCCUGCUGGUGCUGCUGUGGUUCACCAGAGAGCCGGGCUUCAUCGAUGGCUGGGCCACUGUGCUCUUCAACAAAAAGGGCCCCUUUGUUUCAGACGGGACCGUCGCCGUCUUCAUAUCCUUGCUCUUCUUCAUCAUUCCCUCCCGGUUGCCGCGGUGUGGAAGCUACGGCUGCGACGACACAGGUAAGGUGGUUAAGGCUCCCGCCACGCUGCUCAACUGGCGGGUGGUCCACGAGCGAAUGCCAUGGAACAUCGUGCUGCUGCUCGGAGGAGGCUACGCACUGGCCACAGGAAGUGAGGUGUCGGGUCUCUCUACGUGGCUCGGCGAGAGUUUGGCGCCCUUGGAGAAGAUUCCCGCCUACGGCAUCUCACUGCUGCUCUCCCUGAUGGUGGCGACGUUUACGGAAUGUUCCAGCAACGUCGCCACCACCACGCUCUUCCUGCCCAUCCUGGCCUCCAUGGCCAUCACCAUCAAGAUCCACCCGCUGUACGUGAUGCUGCCCUGCACCAUCGCUGCCUCGCUGGCCUUCAUGCUGCCUGUGGCCACCGCCCCCAACGCCAUCGCUUUUUCGUUUGGAAACCUCAAAGUCAUGGACAUGGUCAAAGCUGGCUUCAUGCUGAACAUCAUUGGAAUUGUGACCAUCAACGUAGGUAUCAACACAUGGGGCUUUGCCAUGUUUGACAUGAGCACCUUUCCUCAGUGGGCCAACAUCUCCCUGCCUUAGCUGAGGACACACAGCAGGACGAACAUGAAGACAGGAAAGAUGGACAUGAGGACUGACAAAUGGACAAUAAGACAGUGACUCUGUCUAUAUGUAAACAGCAAAGCUUUUUUUUUACCAAACAUUUUUUGUUCAGCGGAUGACUAUUAUUCUUCCAUUACAAUAUGCACACUCAACAAAAAUAUAAAUGACUGGUUCUCUGAACCGCCAAAAUCCCCCCAGUAAAGUAUAACUGCACGUUUUGUAGUGGCCUUUUAUUGUAGCCAGCCUGUGCAAUAAUCAUGCUGUAUAAUCGGCAUCUUGAUAUGCCACACCUGUGAGGUGGAUGGAUUAUCUCGGCAAAGGAGAAGUGCUCACAAACACAGAUUUAAGCAAAUGUGUGAACAAUAUUUGAGAAAACUAUGCCUGUUGUGUGCAGUGCAUGUAAAACGUUUUAGAUCUCUCGAUGAAAGCUGAGCGCAAAAAACAGAAGCGUUGCGUUUAUACCUUUGUUGAGUGUAUUUCCUAUUUCAUACAGAGCAGUGAUGGAAUGGUAUGAUGAAUGUGUAGAAAUACAGUGAAAUGGUCAAUAGAUUUCAGCGUUGUGUACUGCCGCCAGUGUGCAGGGUGUCAAUCAAACAGCCUAGUGGGUGUGGCUGAUGUACAGGGCAGUUGUGGUUGAGCCCUGCGAAUUUUGCCUGACCACAAGUGGCCACACAAAGAAAUAAGAAAAACAAGUUGGGUAAAAAAUAACAACAACAACAAGAAAAACAGUCACCCAUUAUUUACAAAAUAUCAAUUCAAUCUUUAUUUUUGCUACUUUCAUCAUUCACAAAAUAAUUGUAUCCAUAAAUGUACGUUUAAGUUACAAGUUGGUAUUGCACAGUGUCGUUCUGUCUUUAGUUGAAAUGCUGAGAUGUUCAUGUGACAUGUAACAAACAUUUUCUUUUAAA